CCUCCCUUCCCUGCCUGCUGCCCCGCCCUGCCCCUCAGGUCACCUUGCAGGUGGGGGUGUUUUGGCCCGUAUUUAACCCGCGAGGGACUUGAAAUUCAAAAUAUAUCGAUGGCAGUCUCAUUAUCCUUUGGUAAUUCUGGAAUUUCCACCAAGAUUGUUUUAAAAACUCGUUUGGCAGUAUUCCAGAAGCAAGCUGCCAUGUUGUAAGCUACCCUAUGGAGAAGUCUACAUGGCAAGGAACUGAGGGAGACCUCCCACCAGCAGCCAGUGAGGAACUCUGGCCGUCAUUCCAACAGCCUGUGAGGAACUGAAUCUUGCCAACAACCAUGAGAAUAAGCUUGGACAUGGAUCCUUCCCCAGGUCAAGCCUUGAGAUGAUGGCAGCCCAAAUCAACACCUUCACUGAAGCCUUGUAAGAGAAAAGACGACUUCUUUUUGGAACCAAACUGUUGAUCUGGGGGACACCCACUUGAAAAAGGCUCAAAGCUCUUCUGGACAAGGCAGCGCCAGCCGGGCCCGGAGGUUCAGCGCCUCCCGCGGACGCUCCACCUGCGCGCAGCCAGCGAGGUUUCCGGGAACCGGGGCGCGGCGCUCGGCGGGCCGAGGCGGGUUAGCUUGACAUGUUCAAAGCAAAAGGGCAAACUGAUAUUUAUCCCCAUUGAAAUUGUUGAUCUCCUUCGAGGGCUUGUCAAUGCCAGGACUGGUGAGUGCUCAGAACACCUAAAUGAUUGAGAUUGCACUGGAUUUUGGUUUGCAGUACUUGUGGUAAUUAGGGAAUCAUGGCAACUGAUGAAGAUAACAAAGAACAAGUUCUUAAGGAGUAUGGGCCAGCUGAAGAAUUUAUGAAAGAUGAACAAAACCAGAAAUUAAUUAGUGAAAUUGAAAAGGAAAAUAUUCAGUUAAAGGAGGAGAUCCAAAAGCUUGAAGCUGAGUUGCAAGCGACAACCGGGAACUCCCAGAUUAACGAGGAUAUUCCCGAAACAAAGAUAAAGUUCACAGCUGUAGAGAAUCCUGAGAGUGACAGCCAGUUUUCAAAUACCUCCUAUUCGUGUCAAGUGAGCUCAAAAGUCCCUUAUGAGCUACAAAAAGGACAAGCACUUAUCACCUUUGAAAAAGAAGAAGUUGCCCAAAAUGUGAUCAGAGUGGGGCACCAUCAUGUGCAGAUACAGGAUGUAAAUGUGAAGGUUAUGGCCAGCCCGGUUCCAUUAAACUUAGGAGUCAGAUUCCAGGUUCACGUAGAAGUGUCCAAAAUGAAGAUCCAUGUUACUGACAUUCCUGAUGAACUGCCUGAAAGUGAGAUGAGAGACAAGCUAGAACUGAGUUUUUGUAAAUCCCGCAACGGAGGCGGAGAAGUGGACUGCGUGGAGUACGACAAGCAGUCCCGGAGCGCCGUCGUCACGUUUGUGGAAAGUGGAGUUGCUGACAAGAUUUUGAAAAUAAAAGACUAUCCUCUUUAUAUAAAUGAAAACUGCCAGAGAGUUACUGUUUCUCCGUACACAGAAACAUACCUGAAAAAGUUUCAGGUAUUUUCAGGAGUAUGUAAGAAGACGGUGCUUCUGACUGGACUGGAAGACCUUCAGAUCAUAGAUGAAGAAACUGUAGAGGAUUUUAUUAACAUUCACUUUCAACGGGAGAAAAAUGGAGGUGGAGAAGUCGAGGUAGUCAAGUGUUCCCUUGGGCAACCUUACAUAGCAUACUUUGAAGAAUAGAGUCAUGGAAUCCUAUGAAAAUUAGAGCUUUUGAACCCAAAUCACUGUUAAUGCUUGCCAAAAAUGAAUAUCCUUUUCCUUAAAAAAAAUGAAUAAUUCUUUCGUGUUUGUUUAUUCUUAGAUACAAAAUAUAUUUCUGUUUUUGAAUUCUUUGUUUCCACCUGCGCUGAAUGUUUACAAAUGCAAUAACUAUAUUAAAACAGUUUUGUUCAUAAAUUUUGUGGCUGGGUGCCAUGUCCAUUGAAAUGAACCAUAAGUGAUCCAGUUGUCCGUCUGCCAUGUUGGCUCAUUCUAUCAUGGUCUGAGCCAACAGCAGAAUUAAAUUCAUAUUAAAAUGCUGGCAGAAAUGAAAUGCUUUUAGAAAAGAUGCUAAACCUAGACCUAUCCAAU
Globicephala melas (long-finned pilot whale) is the source of this 2098-nucleotide messenger RNA. The record is from RefSeq and is a predicted model, not a curated record. Lineage: Eukaryota; Metazoa; Chordata; Mammalia; Artiodactyla; Delphinidae.